This is a messenger RNA of Anopheles coustani, 2694 nucleotides long. It is a transcript of the gene Sardh, whose product is annotated as sarcosine dehydrogenase, mitochondrial. The transcript has 7 exons. Gene Ontology annotation, molecular function: protein binding; sarcosine dehydrogenase activity. Bases 10 to 2694 code for a protein of 894 amino acids. Gene Ontology annotation, cellular component: mitochondrial matrix; cytoplasm; mitochondrion. Lineage: Eukaryota; Metazoa; Arthropoda; Insecta; Diptera; Culicidae. The record is from RefSeq and is a predicted model, not a curated record.
CCAAACGGCAUGUUUCGAUUAAGGAGAAACACCUUUUCGAAGUUUAAGAGCCACGUCCUCAGCAACGAGCGGCGUGUCACACCAGCUGGCCAUCGAUAUUCGACGGAAAGUGCGAUUCCCGAAAGCGCCGAUGUGGUUAUUAUAGGUGGUGGAUCGGCCGGCUGCAACACACUUUACCAGCUGGCGAAGCGGGGCGUCCGUGCGGUUCUGCUCGAGAAGUCCAAGCUGACGGCCGGUACGACCUGGCACACGGCCGGCCUAGUAUGGCGCCUGCGACCGAACGAUGUCGAGAUCCGACUGCUUGCCGCUACGCGCGAUGUCCUGAUGAACCUCGAGGAGGAAACGGGCCAUAAUUCCGGGUGGAUCAACAACGGUGGUCUGUUUAUUUCCCACUCGCCGGAGCGGUUGGACGAGUACCGGCGACUGGCAACGCUCGGCAAGUGCUUCGGAAUCGAGUCGCACAUCCUAUCACCGGAGGAGGCGCAGAAAGUGUUUCCACCGCUCGAUCCGGCCUCGUUCACCGGUGCCCUGUACUCGCCCGGCGAUGGCGUGGUCGAUCCGGCCAACAUGUGCACCGCCCUCACCCGAGGGGCCACGGCAAACGGAGGCCGGGUGAUUGAGGGUUGCACCGUGUCGCAGAUCGUGACCGGGGAGAACCUGCUCGGCAUGAAGGAUGUGCGUGGGGUGGUCACCGACAAGGGUAUGAUCCGGACGAACACGGUGGUGAACGCGACAGGCGUUUGGGGUCGCGAUUUGAUCGAACCGCUCGGCGUCUACCUGCCGCUGAUUCCGAUGAAACACGCGUACGUCGUGUCGGAGACGAUGGACAGCAUCCACCAGAUGCUGCCGAACGUGCGCGACCACGACUUCUCGCUGUACUUCCGCAUCCAGGGCAAGUCGAUCUGCAUGGGCGGGUACGAGAACAACCCGAUCCUGCUGAACCGCGUGCCCGGCGACUUCCACUUCGGGCUGUACGAUCUCGACUACUCCGUGUUCGACACGCACAUCCAGGGCGCGGUGAAGCUGUGCCCCGAGUUCGGACAGGCCGGGAUCAAGAGCACGAUCUGCGGGCCGGAAUCGUUCACGCCCGACCACAAGCCGCUGAUGGGACCGGAUCCGACGGUGAGCGGGCUGUUUCACAGCGUCGGCUACAACUCGGCCGGCAUGAUGCUUGGCGCCGGCUGUGCCGAACAGCUGGCCCAGUGGAUCAUCCACGAUCGGCCCGAGCGGCACAUGUUCGCGUACGACGUGCGGCGCUUUACGCCGAAGCAGAAGAAGGCGGUCAACUGGGCGACGGAGAGGAGCCACGAGGCGUACGCGAAGAACUAUAGUAUUGUGUUUCCCCACGACGAGCCGCUGGCGGGACGAAACUUUACCGUCGAUCCGUUCCAUAAGCAAAUGAUUCAGUAUGGCGCCGUGAUGGAAGAACGGCACGGCUGGGAACGGCCCGGUUACUUCCUGCCCGACGAAACGGUCGUAGUUCAACCGUACGACUGGUACGGUUACUACGAUUACCCCAAGAACUCCAACACGCACUACGAGGAGGCACUUCGAGGUGACUACACCUUCGGAUUCUCGGAGCACCAUGACUUGAUUGGCGAAGAGGCGCUCACGUGUCGUCAUGAUGCCGCCCUGUUCAAUCUCAGCUAUUUCUGCAAGCUAUUUCUAACCGGCAGCCAGGCGAAGGAGGCCGCGGAGUGGAUUUUCACGGCCAACUUGGAUAAACCGGUGAACAAAACUAUCUACACGUGCGCGCUGAAUAAGAAGGGUGGUGUGGAAGGAGACGUCACGGUGAGCCUUCUGGAGUCAGGACUUGGAGGACUCCACGAUCCCAUUUUUAAGGGUCGUGGGUAUUACAUCGUAGCGGGUGGUGCGUCCGCCUACCACACCAAGUGUCACAUCUUGUCGGCAAUUCAGGAGAAAGCGUUCCGGGCCGUCGUAAGCGACCAAACGGAUGAGCUCGGCGUCCUGUCGCUGCAGGGCCCGAAGAGCCGUGAAAUUCUGCAGAAGAUCACCGACUUUGACCUGUCCAACGAUCAGCUGUUGCCACCGAACUCGACCACCAUUCUGACGAUCAACAUUAACCCGCACUACAGCUGCAGUGUGCGCGUGCUGCGGGUCAGCUUCGUCGGGGAGCUUGGCUACGAGCUGCACAUUCCCGAGGAGAGCUGCAACGAUGUGUACAAUGCGCUGAUGAAGGCGGGUUACAAGGAAAGCCUCCGGAAUGCUGGCUACCGAGCGCUAUACUCACUAAGCAGCGAAAAGGGAUACCAUCUGUGGGGUUACGAUCUCCGUUCGGAUGACACACCGAUCGAGGCUAAUCUAGGGUUCGUGUGCCGAAAGAAUGGCGAGUACCAGGGCAAGGAAGUGAUCGAGCGUCAGCUCGCCAACGGUGUGAACCGGAAGCUGGCGUUCUUUACCCUGCGUGACCAGGUACCACUCUGGGGUCUGGAGGCGGUCUACCGCGAUGGAGAGAUCGUUGGACACUUGCGGCGCGGCGAGUACGGCUACACACUGCAGAAACCGAUCGCCCAGGCAUACGUACAGCGAUCCGAUGGCAGCACGAUCACCAACCAAUACCUCCAGACCGGCCGCUACCAGAUCGAGGUGAUGGGCAAGCUGUACGAUGCCGAUUGCCAUCUGCGAAGCCCCUUCGAUCCGAAAGGUCAACGGAUGCUGGGAAUAUAUAAAUAA